AUGCCCAUUGUCGGAGAUUCGCCUCCGGCUCCGCGAAGAGCGCGGCGUGUCACAUCGGCUUGGUCUGCUGAGCCGGCAGCGACUGUUGAGGACUUGAAGGACUUCCGCAAGGAGGCCCGCCGGCUGCCUGAAGCCGGUGCGGUGGAAACUGGCGAUUUGGUCGUUGUCGUGGAGCCUUCGAGAAGUUGGCAUGGCAGAGUCUGCCAGACAGAGUUUGCAGAUGCGGGAGCGACUCUUUGGCUGAAAAAAGCUGAGGAUGUGGAGCUCUCGCUGAGCAAACUGUCUGCGGAGGUUUGCACUCUCCCAAAAAGAGGCCGCGAGACAGAACCCAAGGCUUUGAAACGCCGCGACGUGGUGCGCUUGCCGUGGCCAGGGCUUCGCAGGCCGCCACCGCCCAUGACAGAGCAACAUUACAUGGCCCAGGAUUGGGACAAGCUUUCGGACAAGCGCUUCAGUCCCGGGAGGCUCAGUUCGACCUGGGACAGCAUGGACGCACCGUCACGGCGAAAGUACCGCGGUGCCUCAGUAGCGGCCAUCGAGGUGUAUCAGCAGGUUGCCCAGUGGCGGCUUCGCAUGCAUGCCCUGCUCAAGGAGCUGCUGGACGUGGCACCCAAGCCACAGGUCAAUGCGUACAUGCUCUACACGAUGGAGAAAUCGAAGAAGCCGGCGGAACCAUUGCCGCCAUGGCAGGACGUCAAAGAGGAAUACCAGAAGCUUGUCGUGCGACGGAACCAACAGCUGCGGGAGAUGCGCGAUCUCUACAUAGAGGUUCUGGAGCUUUGCUCCCGAUGUGAGAAGCUGCGUGUCUUGAAGCUCUACAAGAAUGACAUCAACGAUGAUGGCGCGCAGGCACUGAGCCGCUUCGUGCGCAAGUGUUACACACUCGAAGAGCUUCACCUCUCCCACAACCGCUUCACCGAGCGGGGUGUAGAGUUGCUGGUGAGAGCUGCCGAAGAGGCACGGACCCAGGCGAAAUCUAGUGUCCCCAUGUGGACACGCCUGGAGCAGAACGAGGUGAAGAACCCCGAUAAGGUACUGGAAUAUUUGGAAAAGGAGUACAGUGCCAUGGAGCUCAGCUGUGCUGAAAGCGGGCCAUCGGAGGCCUCGCCUGCCCGUGCCUCGGGCUGCCAGGCCCUUCGCGACGGAGAGGAAGAGGAUCGUCUCUCCACAGCAGCGCCGUCACUUUGUGACGACCGCGAGGAUGCCACGACGAGGUGGGCAGAUGUUGCCGACGUCGACUGCAAUUUUCUGUCAGCUGAGAAGGCUCCACAGAGCCGACGCUGGGCUGACCUCUGUGACUCGGACGAGUCAGACGACGAGCAAGAUCAGGCACAAUCCUCGUCCACGCCUCCCAGGGAGUCCCAGAGAGACUCGAAGGUAUCUUCCCCUGUCAAGCCGCGAUGGGCAGAUCUCGCAGAAGACAUUGACCAGCAGGAGACCACAGCAUCUACAAGCUCGCAUGCUGUGACUCAAAGCUCACAAGCAUCUGAAGACGAAGGCUGGAGCUACAAGUCCUCCAAAUGGUGGAAGAACUCGUACGCGGAUGAUUCAAAAGCAACAUCGUCUGCAGCGGCCUACGACUACGGUGGUUAUGGCAGAAAGUCCCAGUGGCGCCCGGCCGGCGAGUCCUACGGUCAGGUGCAAGGACAUCGACAAACAUGGUGGUCUGCCGGAGGCUGGCAGUACGAGAAGCCCUCGUACGCACCGAAAGGGAAAGGCAAGGGCAAGGCCGCCGGGCCCAAGGGCGGCAAGGCGAGCAGCAAGGGAGGAGGUGGUGCAGGUGGCGGCUCCAAGUGCCAGUGCCAGUACAUCAUUGGCAUUGAAGAGGAGGGCCGCUUCCGAGUAUGCCGACGACUGCUGGGUCAGAAGGGCCAGCACAUGAAGGACAUCGCCGAGAAGACAGGUGCCAAGCUCCGCCUCCGUGGCCGUGGUUCCAAAUUUCUCGAGGGUCCGGAGCAGAAGGAGUCUUCGGACCCCUUGAUGCUUUGCGUCAGCGUGCCCGACCCCGCCUCCUACGAGGAAGCUAAGCACUUGGUCUCCUCCUUGUUGGAGGACAUCUACAUUCAGUACCGCGAGUUUCAGCUUUCCGAAGGACUGAAGCCGAAGAACCUGCAGGUGAACUUGCACGAAGGACAGUCUAUAUCGUUCGAACUUGUUCCUGGCAUUUCCUGGCCCUCAGAGGGGGCCCUGGCUUCAUGUGACUCUGCAUCUCUUGCCGAAUUGUACAAAGAGCAGGAGUUCGGGCAGGCGAACAACGAUGGCCCCCGAAAGCGGAAAUGGGCGCCGCCUCCGGAGCCCGUGGAAGACACGGACCCCUGGAAGGACACAGACUGGCGCGAAGGUCGUGAUGAUUGGUUCGAUGGUUGCCCUGAGGCCUUCCGGAAGGUUCCAGAAUGGGAAGAGCCGGCCAAAAAAAAGUGGCGCACGGAGGAGGAGGACUGGGAUGGGACCGGCGAGCCGCGUCCUUCGGGUGUUAAGGCGGGGUUGGUGUGCACCUUGCAGCACCUUGCUUAA
Messenger RNA from Symbiodinium sp. CCMP2456, 2514 nucleotides. The record is from the annotation of a GenBank genome assembly. NCBI's taxonomy places the organism in Eukaryota, Dinophyceae, Suessiales, Symbiodiniaceae.